Protopolystoma xenopodis is the source of this 232-nucleotide messenger RNA. Lineage: Eukaryota; Metazoa; Platyhelminthes; Monogenea; Polystomatidea; Polystomatidae. The record is from the annotation of a GenBank genome assembly.
UGUUGAUCUAAAGCUAGUCAACAUAAAGUCCAAACCUUCCUGGUUUCUCGACAUGCACCCAGUUGGAAAGGUUCCGUUACUUAUCAAUUUCGGCCAAAAAUUGAGUGAAUCUGAUUUGAUAAUGCGGUAUCUUGAUCAGUUAAAGGGAGAAGACUCUUCGCUGAUGGCAGUUUGUGGUGAAAAGUCUUUUAAGCAUUCCCUUGUGCUUUGCUCCAAAAGAAACGCAAGCUAA